CUCGCUUUGAUCCGAGGUACAGAUCCGCGUGGCGAUCUUGCAUGAAAUCUGCACGCCACAGCAGCCACCAAGGCUAAUGACGAUUCCCUGCAUCGCAGUGAGGCCUGAGAGCUCGGAUAACUCCUUUAUAAGUAUUGGGGAUGGUAUAAGCUCGGUGGUGGAAGCUGUGGUAGAGGAAGUCUAUUACGCUAUAAAAGGACACUCUUUGCAAAUCAGGCGUGAGGGCGACGAUGCGAACGUGAUUUUCUAGUAGGAGGGGUUCAGGGUAUUCGGGAGUAGCUACGGA
Messenger RNA from Hyaloscypha bicolor E, 286 nucleotides. RefSeq lists its product as uncharacterized. The record is from RefSeq and is a predicted model, not a curated record. NCBI's taxonomy places the organism in Eukaryota, Fungi, Ascomycota, Leotiomycetes, Helotiales, Hyaloscyphaceae. The transcript has a single exon. Bases 77 to 250 code for a protein of 57 amino acids.